UCUGUUUGUGUGUAUGUGUAUGCGUGUGUUUAUUUUAUUUAUUUUUUUUACCCGAAUGGCUAAUACAUUGUAAUUUACAGAUUGCUUUUACCUGAUGAGUCACUAGUCAUAGUCGCCGAGCUGAAUACACGGGACGAGAAUGAAAUGCACUACAGGAGUCGGUCGUGUUGUGUGCGUGUGUAUGUUGUUUUUUGUCCGCAUGCCCAAUGCUGCUCAGUGACACUAGUGUCCACGAGCUGUGUGGAUUAGUUAACAAAAACUGCGUGUUAACGGAAAGGGGCUUCAGUGUGCUAUGGAGACGAGCUGAAGAGAAAAACGCGCUUUUUGGGGAGACCGGGGACUGUAUGGAAACAUGGCAGUCAUGAGGUCUGUCUUGAAGCUACUUGGCUGAUCUGAGCCCUUCAGCCCAUACCUAGUGUGCACCUGUGAAGUCCUUUGGGCAAGUGAGCCCUAUUUGAAGUGGCUCCUUCAUGGCAGGGGAGAAGAGCCGUCGCAGCGUCAUGGACAUUAAGCGCCUGGCGAGUCUUCUGCAGCGUGGGGCCGGCCGCCUGCUUGUCAUCGACAGCCGCACCUUCUCUGAGUACAAUGCUUCGCACGUGCAUGGAGCUGUCAAUGUCUGCUGUUCUAAACUUGUCAAGAGGAGACUGCAGCAGGACAAGGUUUCCAUCACGGAGCUCCUACAACCCAACGGCAAGGUCAAGGUCGAUCUGAGCAGGAGACAUGAGGUGGUGGUGUACGACCAGAGCACUAAGGACGCUGGACAACUUUCCAAAGAUGGCUUUGUCCACAUUCUACUGAGCAAGCUGGAUGGGACAUUCCACAAAGUGUCCCUGCUUACAGGUGGCUUUGCAGCAUUCUCCUCCUGCUUCCCAGGUCUUUGUGAAGGGAAGCCAGUGGCCACCCUACCCAUGAGCCUGUCUCAACCCUGCCUGCCUGUGGCUAAUGUAGGCCCCACCCGCAUUCUACCCCAUCUCUAUCUAGGAUCCCAGAAGGAUGUACUUAACAAGGAUCUGAUGGCCCAGAAUGGCAUCACGUAUGUGCUUAACGCAAGCAACACGUGUCCAAAACCUGAGUUCAUCUCGGAGAGCCACUUCAUGCGAAUUCCUGUCAAUGACAACUAUUGUGAGAAACUCUUACCCUGGCUGGACAAAACGAAUGAGUUCAUCGACAAAGCCAAGGUUUCCAACUGCAGAGUCAUUGUCCAUUGUUUAGCUGGCAUCUCUAGGUCUGCCACUAUCGCUAUUGCUUACAUCAUGAAGACAAUGGGCUUGUCAUCGGAUGAGGCAUACAGGUUUGUUAAAGAUCGCAGACCUUCAAUUUCACCAAACUUUAACUUCCUGGGCCAGCUGCUUGAGUUUGAAAAGGGUCUCCAUCUGCUGAAGGCACUGUCUACAGGUCAGGAGAAGAAUGAGCAGCCCAACAAGGCAGAGGAUCCAAAACAUGAAACCACCUUCAAACCAGACAGAGCUCGUCUAGAUGGUGAGUCAGAGAUCUCAGAGACAGAGACAAAGAUGCCUUCUCCCUCGUCACUCCAGCAGGGCUUCAAUGGUCUCAAUCUGUCAGCUGAGCGCAUCCUGGACACCAACCGCCUCAAGCGCUCCUUUUCGUUGGACAUAAAGUCUGUCUACACACCCAACCAGUGUCCCCACCUCAUGCCUAUUCAUGUUGGGGAUGUCCCCAAGCUUUGUAAACUUGACAGCCCCAGUCCAGGGUCCUCAAAUGGCGUGUGCCAAUUGUCUCCAUGUUCAGACAGCCCAAGCUCAGCUGAUUCGCCAAGCCCGGUGGCUGAGAACUGUGCAAAGGUUCGCUUGCGCAGGAAAAACAAGCACAGUGGAGCAAACUCACCUGUGCAGUCUCUGAACCUAAGCUUUGGUCAUUCGCUGUCUGGGCACAAGAGUCCAAGCUUGGAUGAGAACCUGAAGUCUGCAAUGUUGCUUGGGCUGCCUGUAGCUGGCACUGGCCCCAUGUGGACCAAACACAGAGACACUUCACAAGCUACCACACCAGUCACACCAACAGGCGAUGCCCCUUGGUUUUAUGAGUCACUGACUAGCACGGGGAGUGGGUCGGCAUCAGUACAUUUUGCUCCACUGGGCUGUAGUGCUCUCCCAGGACCAUGUGAGGCUGUCCGGUUACGUCAGAAGGCAGGAGAGGUACGGGAGUCCCGAGCUAGCUGGCAUGAGGAUACAUCUGGCUCUGCUGCUGGAAGUGACAAACAGUUUAAACGACGCAGUUGUCAAAUGGAGUUUGAAGACGGAAUCUCAGAUACACGUUCAAGGGAGGAGCUUGGCAAGAUUGGUAAGCAGUCCAGCUUCUCAGGCAGUAUGGAAAUUAUUGAGGUGUCCUGACAGAUGCACUGUUCCAUGGGACUGACGGGCAUGGAGAUGGGCAGGUGCCACUUACAGGUGAGGGAGUACUGAGGGACAGAAUGGCAAUGGCUGACUGAUUCCUGACUUUUUUAGGAUCGUUUUAUUUUAGUGUGUAGGACUGUGAGAAAUCGAUUUUGGAUUUUUAUGUUUGUUUCUGAGACUCAAAGCCAGUUGAGCUGGAUGCAGGCAGACUUCACGCUGUCUCUGUUUUUUUUUUUUGGUUUUGUUUUGUUUUUUUAAGCCAUCACCAUCCCAGAACAAUUUGGGAGGAAUAAGGACAGAACUGUUGUAUUUGAUUGCAGAAUCCAACUCUUAGUGUACAUGAAAUUUUCGUCUCCAAAAAAAAAAAGCUUUACCAGCCUCACAGUGUAUUGAGAUUAAAGCAUGGCUCAGUGUCCUCUGGUCACACUUGCAUCUGGUAUUAUUCUCACACAGACUCGGUGAACUUACACAUCCACAGCGCAAGGGCCUUUGCUGGCACAUCUGAAGCCCUGGUAUAGACUUGUGCUGAACAGAUGAAGGCUUCUUUGUGCAUUGCUUUUGUUCCCCCCCAGCUCCUGUAUGCCAGUAAAUAAUCCUGGAGGAGGAUGCAGGAACGUUAUGAAAAAAAGCAUUGUGGAAGUUUUCCUGCAGUGCCUACUGUAAUUUUUUUUCUCUGUGUUUGUUCUUUACCUUUUCCCUGAUUUCAACCCCCACACACUGUACAACGGGUGGGCACAAAAGGAACUACAACCCACCUUUCUUACACUGAGCAUGCUGCCGUUUCUGAGGCUGCUGGUUUCCCUACAGAUGAAUAUUAUACACACCAUGCAUAGCUCUCUUAAUGGACGUUUCAAAUUUUUGGGGUUCUCUAUUGUAGUUUAAUUUAUUUUAUCUGUUCAUUCUGGUAAUGAGAAAUAAUAUAAUGAUUGUUGAUCCUUUUUUUUUUUGGUGUUGACCUCAGUUUUUGACUUAAAGGUAUUUAUGAACUCAUUCACAAAACUGAUGUACAACUGCAAGCAAUAUAUCCUCUUUUCUUCAUCUUUUUUUUAUUUUCAACUCUUAAGGGAGAGUGAAUGUUGAAAUGAAUCUAUCUGGUAUUUUUUUAAUGCACUUUCUGUUGCGUUAAGAAAGAGACGAUGAAGAAAAUCUCAUCACAAGGGUACCACAAAUCUUUUACAAACCCUGAUGCAUUACACUACACCUGUGCUAGACUUUCACAUGCUGGGACUGUUCAAGGAUCUGUUCAACUUUUAAGCUCCAAAAUAAAAAAAGCCUGUAAGCAUGUAUAAUCUAAACUAAUAGGAAUAUCCAUAUGAAAUCCUGGCUUCCUGAAAUGGUUGUUUAAAGAAAUUAUCUUAAGGAAUUGAGCUUUUUAUCUAUAAGCACAUACGUGAAAAUGUUGAAAGACUCUGAAGGAGUAACGUUUGUCCCCCUUUUUUUUAAUUAAUAUUUAUGUUAUUUAUUGUGAGCUUGGGCCUGUUUAUGGAUGGAGUGUGAAUGACUAACGACAGUGGACCUUUUGAACCCAAACCAUGAAACAGAUGACUAUUUUUGAUUGAGGCCGAUCUUGAUUUCCUUGUUUCCUUUAUUUGCAUGGGAUAUUAAAAGUAACUUAAAAGAUUUGUUCCAAAUUAUGGUAAUAGCUCAAUUUAUUAGCUGUGCCCACCAGUCAUAUAAAUUAAUUCAACUCACCUAUCUCUAUUUUUACGAAGGUUUGUGUUAGGUUAGAUGAAGGCAACAUUGAUGUAGUGUGGUAGAAUGAUGGCACAUGAUGCUCCAGUUCAGCUCAGGGGAAGUGCGCACAAUUCCCAUCUCUGAGCUUUGGAUACCUGCACAACUGUCAUCCUCUCUCUCUAUAUUUCUCUUAUUAUCUCUGUUACUUUGGGUUUUUCUUUCUCGCACUCAUUUUUUCUACACCCACAUGGCUUUUUUUUCUUUGUAAUUAACUCUUAUAUCUCUUAUUUCUUAUAUGUUCCAAAGGUUUAUGGAAAUCCCACUGAAAGGGUCUCUCAUGUCUGUACAUGUGCAUGAUGUUGCCCCUUUGCUGUGGGGUGAUUGGUUAUUUAUUUAUGGAUGUAUUCUCAGUUAGCUACUCUGUAUGGCAAACCCUUGUCCUUGUACUUGUGCUGCUGUUUGUUCUUUUUCUUUCCUUGUGUGACACAUACCUGUAUUUCCUUUCAUUUCAUCACCUCUAUAUUUUUAAACAUAUUGUUAUCAUUAUUUAAGAUAUGUAAUGAAAAGAUGCAGGCUGUCCUUUUGCUGAAACUGUUUAAUUGUUGGCAACUUUAUUAUUAUUAUUAUUAUUAUUAUUAUUAUUAUUAUUAUUAAUGUUGUGUAAAUAGCAACGUAUCUAGAAGAAUAAUUGAAAUAGGGAACUUUUUUUUUCUUUCAGAAAAAAUCCUAAUACCUUAGGCUGCUUGACGCAAAAUACCUCAGGUUCUAUUCAAUGGCUUUUUCCUUCCCUGUACCUGUUUUGUGAAGAUGAAACAAAAAUACAAACAUCAUAAAAUAA
Molecule: messenger RNA, 4863 nt
Organism: Clarias gariepinus (North African catfish)
Lineage: Eukaryota; Metazoa; Chordata; Actinopteri; Siluriformes; Clariidae
Gene: dusp8a
Product: dual specificity phosphatase 8a
Exons: 7
Coding region: 471-2348 (625 amino acids)
Biological process (GO): protein dephosphorylation; negative regulation of MAPK cascade
Cellular component (GO): cytoplasm
Molecular function (GO): protein tyrosine/threonine phosphatase activity; MAP kinase tyrosine/serine/threonine phosphatase activity
Source: RefSeq, a predicted model, not a curated record